CCUAGUCCGGGCUGUAGAUGGCGGCGGCUGCUGCUGCACAUUGUUUGUAAGUGAUAAGACCAUGCCCCUCGUUCAUCAGGGACCACUCGGGAAAUGGUAAUCGUUCUACUCUACACUGCUCAGAACAAACCAUGACUGUUUGUGUCAAAUCACUUGGUGAAUCAAACCUCGAUACUUGGUCGAAUCCUGGGAAAGGAUGGGUGUCACAAGUUUCGGUUGCCUCUGUCGAAGAACCUGUGAGUUUGGCGCCAAACACUCGGCAACAUGUUCAAGACCAGCGUUCAUUUCUUCGAAACAUUCCACCUGAAAUCCGCAACGUCAUAUAUGAAUACUUGUGGUCUUCUCGAGGUCGAGAGUAUCACAUUUACCACAAGAACGGCCAACUUUUACACGCACCAUGUGUCAUGUACCCGAGAGAUAAUGACAUGAACUCUAUCCAAAGGGAAAUGGAUCGCGUAUACGAAAGCCCAGCUGUAGAUAUGUUUAAAGAAUCAUCGCUACAAAUGUGGCACAAGAGACUUACAAGCGACUGGGGUCAUCGACACUGGAGGUGUAAAGAAAGGCUGCACCUUGAUGCAUCUCGUUCCAGCGGACGUGAAGAGGAGGAUAAAACAGAUUGGAUGGGCAUGUUGCUCGUUUGCAAGCAAAUGUACUUAGAAGUCAUGAAGUCCAUUCUUGAGUACCAUGUCUUUCUUUGCAGCGACUUAACGUCAGUCUAUUGGUUUUUUGUUUUACGACGACCACCACUAUUACGCAAUAUUCGAUACGUUGAUAUCAAUUUCGCCGCAAGAAGUUAUGAAUAUCUUGGAUUUCUCGUCAGUGGCGGUACCGAGCAAGCAACAAAAACGAUUCCUUUAUUGGCAAUUCUCACUUCACUUGAGCAAACAAAAUGUCUCCAUGACUUAAGGAUCUCCUUUGAUGUAUUGGAUACUGAUUAUAGAACGAGGGUUGACACGAUCGAGGAAUCCCUGUUGUCAAAUUUCAGCACAAUCAAAGUUCUGAAAAUCUUCAUUGUCGAAACCCCAGGUAUUCACACAGAAGAGCAUGUUGCUGGCAACCGAGGGUCACUUGCGAAGUAUCCCUUCAGCAUACAGCGACGCCCAAUUGUACGCUACACCUUGGUAAAUACUGUACCGCCUCUAUCGCGAAGAGUCCACCGCGCGGGAAACUGGAAACCGGCAGUGAUUUCCAAGAGGAUCAGGUAGAACUUAUAGCGGUUAAAAGACAAUGCACUUUAGACACGCUCACAUAAAACUUCGACAACUGUCGUAUUUGCAGUUACACAACGAUCGAGUAACCCAAUCUCAUCAUCAGUAUGAAAGGGAAUGCAGACAUGCCACCAAUACUGAAAUUCUUGAGAGUCACAUGAAUUUGAAUAUCACCUGGUCUUGCUGUAUUACCUAUCUUAUCCUAACGUAUACUACUAGCCUUUUGUUCGAAGCUCUUAACAACUUUAGUGAUUUCGGAUGUGAUUCUGUGUCUUGCUGUGAAACGUUCAUCCUAGUGAUCAUGAACUUUGCAUGUGGCACAUGCGCAUCCUUGUACGGGGAUCGCUCGGUUCCAACAUGACUGCUGUUCCGAAUCCC
This is a messenger RNA of Truncatella angustata, 1586 nucleotides long. RefSeq lists its product as uncharacterized. The record is from RefSeq and is a predicted model, not a curated record. The transcript has 3 exons. Lineage: Eukaryota; Fungi; Ascomycota; Sordariomycetes; Amphisphaeriales; Sporocadaceae. The coding region runs from base 132 to 1205 and encodes 357 amino acids.